GGAAAAAUGGUUUUCACUUUGAGCAAAAGAGUGCUAUGCUUCAUCAUCAUCAUCACUUUUACCUGUUUCUUGAAACUUGCAAAGCCUUCAAACUUGAGGGAAGACACGUUGCUCCAAGGCCAUCCCCUUGCAGCAACCGACCGUUUGAUUUCGCCUUCUUCUUUAUACACACUGCGUUUCUUUCAGCUUGAUGAUGGGUCUGAAGCUAGCACCAAAUUCUACCUUGGCAUAUCAGCCAAUAAGUACUAUUACUAUGUUUGGCUUGCCAACAGGGACAAUCCAAUCCACGAUGACCCCGGAGUUCUCACCAUUGAUGAAUAUGGCAACCUCAAAAUUGUGUCAAGUACUACCACUGUGAUGCUAUAUUCAGUCGAAGCAGAAAGUAACAAAAGUGUUAGAGCCUCUUUGCUUGACACAGGAAACUUUGUGCUUCAUGAAUUGAACUUAGAUGGAUCUGUGAAAAGGGUGUUAUGGCAAAGCUUUGAUUACCCCACAGACACUAUUUUACCAGGGAUGAAGCUUGGCUAUGACAAGCACACUGGCCACAAGUGGUCUCUAACAGCAAGGAGAAGUUACAAAACUCUUUGGUCAGGGUCUUUCUCUCUCAGCCUUGACCCCAAAAUUAACCAAUUGAUUUCCAGAUGGAGAGGGGACAUUAUUUGGGCCAGUGGAGAGUGGAGAAAUGGAAGUUUUAGCAACCUGAAAUCCUCAUCACUUGACAGAGAGAACUUCAACUUCACUUUCUUUUCAAACGAAAGUUUGACCUACUUUGAAUAUUCUCCAGAUUCUGGUUAUCUCAUCAUGGGACCAUUGGGUAUAAUCAAUGCUACCGGUGUCUCUUACUCCUGUGUUGGCACUGAGAUUGUGCCUGGUUGUACAAUGCCACAGCCUCCCAAAUGUAGGGAAAAUGGUGAUUUGUACUUGCCAAGUUGGAAUAGUUUUGGAGCAAUGUCAAGAAAGGGAUACAUAUUUGAUGAAAGAGAGAACAUGACCAUUUCUGAUUGCUGGAUGAGGUGUUUGAAAAAUUGCUCCUGUGAGGCUUACACUUAUGCAUUCAAGGAUGCAACUGGCUGUGAAAUAUGGAGCAGAUACACAUCACACUUUGUUGAGGGUAAUUCCGGUGUUGGCCGUCCAAUUUUCUUCUUUCUCAGCGAAACCAAAGCCAAAGGCAAGAAGAGGAGAAUAUGGAUUGCUAGUGCUGCGGUUGGAGUUCUUCUCCUCAUACUCUCAUUCAUUGCAUCCUUUAUCAUGUUGGGGAGAAAACAAAAACAAAGAGUUGAAAAUCGUAAGAAGCGAACAAAUGUAUUCUCUGACAUUGGAGAAAAUACUGAAAUUUCUGAUGCAUGCGAUGAAGGAAGAGAAGAAUGGAAUGAGAAAAGGACAGGCAGUGAUACACAUAAAUUCGACUUUAUAACCAUUCUUCAGGCAACGGACAAUUUCUCUUUAGCGAAUAAGAUUGGAGAGGGUGGUUUUGGACCUGUUUACAAGGGGAAAUUGGCAAAUGGUCAAGAAAUAGCUAUAAAGAGACUUUCAAAAAGCUCGGGACAAGGAUUGGUAGAGUUCAGAAACGAAGCUAUGCUGAUUGUGAAACUGCAGCACACUAACCUAGUGAGGCUUUUAGGAUUUUGCAUUGACAGAGAAGAAAGGAUAUUAGUCUAUGAAUACAUGGCCAACAAAAGUUUGAAUUUAUACCUUUUCGGUAUGAAAAAUAUUCUCAUCUAAUAUGCUUGGUCAUUUUGUUCAAUAACAUUCAACACUUUGAUAUUUUUUAUUAAUUGUUCAUUGUGGUUUUCUUCUAAACAGAGGCCAACAAAAGAACUGCGUUAGAUUGGAAGAUAAGGUACAAAAUUAUUGAAGGAAUUGCUCAAGGACUUGUGUAUUUACAUCAAUAUUCAAGAUUAAAAGUGAUACACAGAGAUUUGAAGGCUAGUAAUAUUUUGUUGGACAAUGAGUUAAAUCCAAAAAUAUCUGAUUUUGGAAUGGCUCGGAUACUUAAAUGGACAAUACUAGAAGAAAAAACAAAUAGAGUUGUUGGAACAUAGUGAGUAUUUAUGUGAUUAAAAUUUCUUUUUACAUAUUCUGUAAGUUUUUAACAUUUUUAUAGUGGU
Molecule: messenger RNA, 2108 nt
Organism: Vigna umbellata (rice bean)
Lineage: Eukaryota; Viridiplantae; Streptophyta; Magnoliopsida; Fabales; Fabaceae
Source: RefSeq, a predicted model, not a curated record